Molecule: messenger RNA, 984 nt
Organism: Cooperia oncophora
Lineage: Eukaryota; Metazoa; Nematoda; Chromadorea; Rhabditida; Trichostrongylidae
Source: the annotation of a GenBank genome assembly
GCAGGAAUUGCAGGUGUAGCAGAUGAUGACCCAGCUGAGCAAAAGAGCGAUGGUGCUGUCGUGGCUGAAGAACUCGCGAGUCCUGGUCAAGUUGACGUCUCACGGCAUAGAACUGACCCCUUUGGCACUACUGACAUGUCUGCGAUGAACGCUUCAAUUUUGGAGCUCAUGAACCGCUCCAUGAACACUUCAAAGGACAUCGCUGGUUUCAAGGUGAAACUAGUUUCUCUACGUGAUGUAAUGCAACGCGUGUUUGAGAAUCUUAGAUCGUCUGGAGUUUUGUUCGAGGACAUCUUGGAAGUCCUUGGAUCCGGAACAGAUGAAAUGAGAAGCUUAGCGGAGAAGAUACGUGCUAUGAAAUUUGAGUGGAACAUUGCUAUGGAGGAAAAGCGUGUAUUUAUGGACGCAAUCGACGAGACAGUGGAUAGCGUAACUAAACUGCAGUCGGAGUUGUCAGCUUGGGAGCAGUCAUUGAAUGAAUCAUCGUUCCGUCUUGAUGUAUCGAUGGUGCACACUACCACCCAGUGCUUCUCUGUACAGACUGCGCGGAUUGAUGAGGAAAGAGAUCUUCAACCCUAUCAGCAAGAGGUAGCAGAACUUCAGGCUCAAAUUUCCUCGAAAACGGAGGAGAUCCUACAACUGCGGUCAAUAAUCGAAGAAGCUCAUGAAGCUCGUGACAUGGCGCUCUCUUCUGCCGAGGACUUGCGCUCAGAUCUGAAGCAAAUGGAGGCGAGGCUGAUCGGUAUGGCAGAGGAACGUGAUCAGCUUAUUUCCACUGUGCAGUCAGACGAAGCGGAGAAACGUAUGCUGAAAGAAUCUUUAGAAUCUCAAUUGGCGACCAAUGAGCAAGUUCAGCGCGAUGUCUUGCAGUUGCGUUCGGAUACUGAUGCUUUCAUUCGUGAAAUGGCUGCGAAAGAUGCGCUCUUAGUGGAGCUGGAGGCCAAACUUGCUUCAGCUAAAGAUUCGGUUUGUUCUAUCAGUCUU